Molecule: messenger RNA, 1483 nt
Organism: Corticium candelabrum
Lineage: Eukaryota; Metazoa; Porifera; Homoscleromorpha; Homosclerophorida; Plakinidae
Product: abscission/NoCut checkpoint regulator-like
Exons: 1
Coding region: 11-1312 (433 amino acids)
Biological process (GO): mitotic cytokinesis checkpoint signaling; abscission
Cellular component (GO): centrosome; midbody; cleavage furrow
Molecular function (GO): metal ion binding; phosphatidylinositol-3-phosphate binding
Source: RefSeq, a predicted model, not a curated record
AUUCCGAUUAAUGGAGGGCCGCUGUUACAACUGUGCCAAGUCCUUCAGAUUUUUCUCCCGUAGUCAUGAGUGUGGACUUUGUCGCAAGCUGUUUUGCUCUAGCUGUACGUCACACAAGAUGAACGUUGAUGUGGUUGGAAAUUUGGGAAAGAAGCAGAGAGUUUGUGAGCCAUGCUUUAGACGUCAAACCAGUGAACCUGAUGAUAAACGUAAGAACAAACAGAAAGACUCUCUAAAUACUGAUAAUAGUGACAUUCCCGGUGAUGACAAGAAAAGAGCAGCGGAAAUCCAGACAAGAUUGGACGAACUUAACAGCCGCAGUCCGCGUGAUGCCCCUCGGCGCCUCCCACGACAACAGGUGACCACAACCGAGACGUCGGAUGAUUGCCAAGAGCUUGCCGUCAGAUUGAUGAAGUUGAGGCAAGCUGAUAAGGCUGGUGCUGCAGUGCCUGAUGAAACGGAAUUAGCAAAAAGGUUGGCAACACUGAGACAGACUUCAGAGGACAGUAGUGAAGUGAAUUUGAAUUCAAGCACGCAAAACUCAGAGCCACAGGUAAAGACAUCGGAUUUCGAGCAGAUGGAGGAUCUCAUUAAACGAGCAAGAGACGAAGCAGCUUUGGAUCUCAACAGUCCUGAAAAGCAACUUGAAAAUCGUCUAGCGAACCUUAGAGACAAGGAGAAUGAUAGUCAGGGAUCUAAACAUCACAAAUCAACUGAUUCAGAAAAUCAAAGUGAUGAACUGGAUUCUCUGAUGAAAUGGGCCAAGGAUGCUGUGCAAAAUGAUAUUAGGCAAGAGAUGGAAGUCGAUCAGUUAAGACGUCAUGUGGCUGCAUUACAAAGUGAUAGAGAAUUGAAGUCUGGUCUGGAGCAAGGUGAUAAGCUGGCCGAAUCAUUGCCACGCAUCAAUAAUGAGAGCAGUGGAUCUGCUGUUGAUACAACUACAUAUACAAGUCAUGGCUUCAAUGAUCCUGACAGUGACAUAGAUGAUGUCAACGAGGCUGCCGAGGCGUCUAAACUGAUUGCACAGGUAAAUGAAGAAAUACAGUUGGACAAAAAUCUGGCAGAUAGAGGCCUGGACAACUUGCCAUCAAGACUCCAAGCAGAUCACCCUCACUCUGUUCUUGGUCCCCCUCCGUCACCACCUAAAUUGGAGGAGUUUCGGGACCAGUUACCAUGGUGUUGCAUCUGUAAUGAAGACGCUGCAGUGCGUUGUCAUGACUGUGAUGACGAUCUCUACUGUAAGCGUUGUUUCCGUGAGGGACAUGCUGAGUUUGACAUGCGUUCACAUAGAUGUUCUCCAUACAAGCAUUGACCUAAAUACCUUUAGAUGACUUCAAAAUAUUAAGAAUUUGCAUUACCAGAUUAUUUGUACCAAAUCUUUAAUAGAACACAUUGAUAACAACUGCCUUUAGAGUCUUUUCAUUUCAAUUGGGCUAUUUCUGUGUACAUCCAUGUAAUAGUAAUGAUCAAGGCAAGACAAGCA